Melampsora larici-populina 98AG31 is the source of this 792-nucleotide messenger RNA. RefSeq lists its product as uncharacterized. The record is from RefSeq and is a predicted model, not a curated record. Bases 1 to 792 code for a protein of 263 amino acids. NCBI's taxonomy places the organism in Eukaryota, Fungi, Basidiomycota, Pucciniomycetes, Pucciniales, Melampsoraceae. The transcript has a single exon.
AUGAAACCUCUUGUUCUCGGAUUGUAUGCGUAUCUCGCUUACUGUGUCCAUUCCGGUAUAGUAGAAUUUUCACAGGCGGCAAGCUCGUCGUAUGUGCCCCCUGCUAUGGGCUCCGAUGGAUGGAAUUCUGGAACGGCUUCCGGGGUCAAAUGGAAUCCAGCUGUAGAAAAAAUGUUCGAAGGAUGGCGAGAAGGACAGACACUCCGGUUGAGAUAUAAUCGACGAGACAAAGUUUUUAGUGCCGAUCCUCAAGCAAUGGAGGGGAGAAGAAUGCUCCAUGAUCGCAAGAUGCAACAAGUGUCGCAAAGUUCAAAGGGUUUCGAAACAACGACUUUGAAAGCACCUUCCCAGCCUGGUAUGUCGCGUACGGAAUACACUGAAGAGGAACUUCACCAUAUAGCAAAAGAAGUAAAUAAAAAGACAGAUGGCUUACACUACAAGUACAAUAAGGACAGCAAAAUUUUAUCCAUGAAAGAUAAAUCACUUUGGGAUGUCUCUGGGUUCUGCGGACGGAUUAAGGUCUUUGAUUCAGAAAAUCCUGAACAACUCAUCUAUGAAACUAGUUGUUGCCAUUGCCGUCAUCCCCGAAGCGGGCAUGAGUGGACUGUUGGAGAAUGUUGCGUGGUUAUGGCUUCAAUGAUCACGCCUACUGCAUCAUGUUACUACUGUGAACGUUGCGGCGAACUAUUGGGAAGUGUAUCUGAAGGUAUAUCUCAAAAAUUGAAAACUAUACGUGAAGAACGCGAACAAAGGCGUGCGAUAUCACAAAUUCAUCCCGAACCAAGCACUUGA